Molecule: messenger RNA, 2763 nt
Organism: Toxotes jaculatrix (banded archerfish)
Lineage: Eukaryota; Metazoa; Chordata; Actinopteri; Toxotidae
Product: putative zinc finger protein 833
Exons: 3
Coding region: 113-1162 (349 amino acids)
Biological process (GO): regulation of transcription by RNA polymerase II
Cellular component (GO): chromosome
Molecular function (GO): chromatin insulator sequence binding; DNA-binding transcription factor activity; RNA polymerase II cis-regulatory region sequence-specific DNA binding
Source: RefSeq, a predicted model, not a curated record
AAACCCCACCACCAAGGAUGCUUUGGUUUGCAGUCAAGCUUUGAAUAAAGCUGACAUGCUGACAGGAAGUAAAGCAUCUUGUGGAUGUUGAAUUUCACAAUAAGGCUGUGAAAUGAGUUCCUCACGAGAGUUAAAACAUGACCCCGCUGCACGAUACCAGUGUGACCAAUGUGGAAAGAGUUUCACCCGCUCCAGUAAUUUCAAGACACACCUGCGCAUCCACACUGGAGAGAAGCCAUACCAAUGUGAACAAUGUGGGAAGAGUUUCAGUCAGUUGGGUAAUUAUAAGACACACCUGAAUGUCCACAUCGGAGAGAGGCCAUACCAGUGUGACGAGUGUGGGAAGCGUUUCAGUCGCCAGUUUAACUACAAGCAGCACCAGUCUGUCCAUAUUCAACAAAAAUCAAACUGGUGUGAGAAAUGUGGGAAAGGUUUCAGUCAAGGUAACUAUAUCCGACACAUGCGUAUCCACGCUGAGGAGAAGCCGUAUUGCUGUGACCAAUGUCACAAGAGUUUCAGUAAUCCACAUUCAUAUAAGAGACACCAGCUUUGCCACACUGAUGAGAGGCCAUACCGCUGUGACUAUUGUGGAAAGAGUUUCAAGCGCUCAGGUGCUUACAAGAUUCACCUUCGUGUCCACACUGGAGAGAAACCAUACUGCUGUGACAAGUGUGGGAAAACUUUCCACCGCUCAAGUAUCUACAAGCAACAUAUGCGGAUUCACACUGGAGAGAAGCCAUACUACUGUGACCAGUGUGGGAAGAGAUUCAGUCAGCUAAGUAUUUUCAACCAGCACCAACGUAUUCACACCGGAGAGAAACCAUAUAGGUGUGAACAGUGUCAGAAGCAUUUUAGUCGUUCAAGUUAUUUCAAGGUGCACCAGCGUAUCCACAGUGGAGAGAAAUCAAGCUGGUGUGACAAAUGUGGGAAAGGUUUCACUCAGCUUGGUAGCUACUACCGACACCUCCGUAACCACAGCGGAGAGAAACCAUACAAGUGUGAAGAAUGUGGGAAAGCUUUCAGCCAGGCAUUUAGUUACAACCAGCACCAGCGUGUCCAUACUGGGGAGAAACCAUACUGGUGUUCAAAGUGUAAGAAAUUGUUUGCUUGGUCUGAGUCUUUGAGGAACCACCGCUGUGUGGGAACAGAUAAAGAGAGCUGAACAGUUUCAUUUUCUGCUUAAAAUAAUCAAGUAAAAGUCUAUUUAGCACUUUUAAUAUCCAGAGUAACACAUUAACACAAAGCUGAUGAAAGCAUUGGAAUAAAGACAAGAGAUCGUUAAUAACAUGCUUUGACAGUAAAUGGAUUUUGAGAUGAGACUUAAAACAAACAACAGAGUUUACUGAUCUAAUGUCAGCAGGGACACUGUUCCACAAUCUAAGAGCCUGAAUAGAAAAGCUCAGUCACCACGAGUCUUGAACUUUGAGUGGGUCACAAACCAGGAGCUCUUGUUCUGAUCACCUAAGAAGCCUGGUGGACCUGUAAUGGAUCAGCAGCUCAUUAUUAUGUAUGGUGGAGCUGAAUUUAACUGGAAGCCAGUGUAAAAGAGCCAGCAUUGGAUUGAUAUGGGAAUGCCAUUAAGUAUUAGUAACCAUGUAGGAUAAUGUUCAGCUAAAAGAAGCUGUCAUCUGGGCUUGGAUGAUUUGUUGGAAUGUUAACAGGCAACACAGUUUGGGAAUGGUAAAUGAAAAUAACAGUCAAACAUGGUUUCUGGAAACGUUUAGUUAGAAUCCAAGGAACCUGAAUAUGAUUUGGUGCAAACGCCAGGACUUCAGUUUUUUUGUGAUUAAAAAGCAGGAACAUGAUCGAAUAUGAUGAUAGCAGCUCUUAAAUCUGUAUGUAAAGGUCCCACAAUUCCCCUGGAACAAGUUGUCCUUUGUGAUUAUAAGGAGCUGUCUCUAUGCUGUGCCUUUGAUGGAAAUCAAACUGGAAUUUGUCAAAUAAAUAAUUUUCCUAUAGGAAAUCCAAAAGCUGCUUGCAAACAAAUUCAAAAACAAAUAUCCUUCUUGCCUGGCUACUCAGUUUGGCUGAGCUAUUGAAGCCACAGCAGAGCUUUAACAGUUCUCAACCGCUCAACAGCUCUCAACAGUUUCGUGACAGAGGUCUACAGAGAGUUUGUUGGAUUUGGCUUGGUUUUUGUCCUUACAUGUAGGGUGAAUUGUGGGACUUUCACAUACAUGAUAUAUGAUAGGAGAUAUCAGCUUUAGAUUUUUAAUAAAUUUGCUAGAUUUUCUAUCAUUAUGGAUUAAAUGUAGGCUGAUGAAAAGGACAAUUUUAUCCAAUUAAAAUUAAACCUACAACACGGGUUGUGCAGUUAGAGAAAGGGUUUAAAUAUUUUCUGAAGCCACUGUAUGAGUUGACUCUAGUCCACUGGGUACAGCCGUGACUGCCUCAUCUAUGUUUUGUUUUAACAAAUAAAAUAAGUAUAGUUAGUCAGGCUUUGUUUUAUUCAAGUUGCGAUUUUCCAGCAGUAUAGCUGUGAUCCAAGUUGAAGGGAAGUAAUCUUUUUGUUAUAUUUACUUGAUUUGGCUUCACCCACAGCCCUGUCCUUUGUUUACUGGCUUCAGUUCCCUCAGUUGUGUCAUUUUGUAUUUGAUCUGAAGUCUGCAAAUCUAAGCAUUGUCCUCUAAACAAUAAAUGGCACAGAUUUCCUGAUUACAUCAGCAUUGUUGCUUUAUUUACCUCAUCAUUUCCCACCGAGGAGUUCAUUUCAGAACUGGGCCUGCUCAGCUCAGACUCUGUCCCCAGAGAGAGGCUUUGUCA